Messenger RNA from Musa acuminata AAA Group (dessert banana), 1417 nucleotides. RefSeq lists its product as uncharacterized. The transcript is spliced from 2 exons. Lineage: Eukaryota; Viridiplantae; Streptophyta; Magnoliopsida; Zingiberales; Musaceae. The coding region runs from base 109 to 1179 and encodes 356 amino acids. Gene Ontology annotation, biological process: methylation. Gene Ontology annotation, molecular function: methyltransferase activity. The record is from RefSeq and is a predicted model, not a curated record.
GUUUUGUUUGAAUUGCAGUUACGGUAGCGCACGAGUGUGUGUGGCUCUCUUUUCUUAUCUUCUUUGGCUCCUCCGUCAGCAUAAACACAACUCUAAAGCUGAAAGAUUAUGUGUUUUGGGCUUCCUCUGUUUGCUUCUUGUGUCAGAGCUUCCCUCCGAGUCAUGUCUGGAGAAGAAGCGCAUCAGAAAUCCACGGCGGACUCGGCAUGGCUGGAGGAGCUGCAGUUGCCUCAUGUGCUGAUCUCUGAGAGAGUGCGCUCGUUGCAUGCGACCAUCGAGCAAGAAUGGGAUUACCUCCGGCGCAGCGCGUGCCAGACCGCCGCCGGCCGGGCACUGUGGAAUCACGUGAUUCGUGAUCCCCUGGCUGCGGUGCUUGCAGGAGAGAGCUACCUCAGAAGCCUCUACGAGAAGAUGAGGCAGGACAGGCUUAGCAAUGCCCGAGAAGUCUCGGGGGUGAUUCUGGCAGUACGAACUCUUUGGUUCGAUUCCAGGAUCGAAGCUGCCAUCAAUUCCUUCGGCGACAGGGGAGCUCAUCAGGUGGUUCUUCUCGGUGCAGGCAUGGAUGCGAGAGCUUACCGCCUCAGCUGCCUCAAGGAAAGCGUUGUAUUCGAAGUGGACUUCCCUGAGCUCUUGCAGAUCAAGGUUUCCCUCCUCAAGGAAAUGAUGGCAUCUUCCAAAGACCAACAAAUCGUGAUGAUAGCCAAGUCCCUGGUCAGAGUGGCAGCUGACCUCAGGGAAGGGGACUGGAUCGAGGAACUGCAGAAGCGUGGGUUUGUUCCUACAAGGAACACCGUGUGGGUGCUCGAAGGCAUCCUCUACUACCUGUCUCACCUCCAUGCCAUGCAAGUUCUUGAGGUCAUCGCUGCCAACUGCAACUUGACCCACACCGUCCUCCUCGCGGACUUCAUGAACAAAUCUUCGGUUUCCCUCUCCAACUCCACCUUCCAUUUCUACAGUGACUGGCCAGACCAUUUGCUGCCCACGCUCGGGUAUUGCCAUGUCAAGCUCUCACAACUAGGGGACCCUGAUGCUCACUUUGGCUUGCUGCAUGACCCCCAGAACCUGUUCAACAAGUUAAGGAGCUUGCCCAGAUCCAUGGAGACUCACCCGGAGGAUGGAACACCAUGCCGACGGUUGUACCUGGUGGAAGCCUCCGGAGGUCCAAGCCAGGAUAGCUGAUAGAUCAAGAGAUUCCAAGGAAGAGGAAACAUGCAUGUUCUGAGACAUAUACAUAGUAGAUUCUAUAGUUCCAUAGCUCCUCUUAUUAAUUUCCUUGAUUCAUGCAGAAACAGAAACUUGUACCUGUUCUUGAUUCAUGUAUAUGUGCAUAAUGCACAAAGCUAGUGGAAUGAAUGGCAAAGGAAAUUGCAAAACAGAGUGCCAAAUGGUGGAAUUUAAGGGUAUUAUUCAGUGACAA